AUGUCCGUAAACAAGACUGUACCCACGACAGAAGCUUCUGCUGCUGCCUUAGUGUCGGUCUCUGUCAUUGUAACGCCUCUGCUCCCAAACCCUGUGAUAUCUCUUCCCAUGCCUGUCCCCAUGCCUGUCCCCAAGCUUGUACCCAUGCCUGUACCCAUGCCUGUUCCCAUGCUUCUUCCCAUGCUUGUUCCCAUGCCUACUCCCAUUUCUUCAUCCACCUCCAUACUCCCCCUCAUGGCCAAUCUUCUAUCCUCGUCAUCCCUCCUCUCUGCUCCAUCCCAACUUGUCUCAUCCGCUCUCUCUUCAUCCUCUCUAGAAGCACCACUACCCUCUAUAGGCUCUGGCCUGAUUUCCGCUCCCCAAUUUUGUUUUCUCCCUUCCCCCUCCCUUUUCCUCUCUUCCCCUUCCCUUGUCCUCCCUUCCCCCUCCCUUUUCCUCUCUUCCCCUUCCCUUGUCCUCCCUUCCCCCUCCCUUUUCCUCUCUUCCCCUUCCCUUGUCCUCCCUUCCCCUUCCCUUUUCCUCUCUUCCCUUUCCCUUGUCCUCCCUUCCCCCUCCUUUGUGCUGCCUUCCCUCUCCCUUAUCCUCCCUUCUCCCACCCCUCUCCUCCCCUUUCCAUCCCUUUCCCUUGAUCUUCCCUCCUCUUCCCCAUCCCCUGCCCUUAUCCUUCCUUUUCCCGCUCUGAUUCUAUCUCCCCUUUGGUUUAUACAGUCUUCGUCUGACUGGGGUCCUAACAAAUUCAGCAGGCGAGGAGAAGGAGUGCUUCUGGGUAUUGCAUCAUACCUUACCGAGUAUGGUUCUAGCACUGCUGGUAUUGACUGGGCGGCAGCAAUGAUAGUGUCUCCAAACGAUGCCGUCCGGAACCAGAACCUGCCGAGGCCUUGCCACCUGGAGGAACCUCAGUCAUUGCCGCCCAGCACCUGGAGCCGACGCCUGCUGACGUGGCAACGACAGGUGAUGAUGCGGCCUGACGUGUGUCAAGGAGAGGGAAAGCAGUUGGAAGAGGCGGAGGGGGAAAGGGUGGAGGAGGAGGAGGAGGAGGAGGAGGAGGAGGAGGAGGAGGAGGAGGAGGAGGAGGAGGAGUAG
Molecule: messenger RNA, 1083 nt
Organism: Closterium sp. Naga37s-1
Lineage: Eukaryota; Viridiplantae; Streptophyta; Zygnematophyceae; Desmidiales; Closteriaceae
Source: the annotation of a GenBank genome assembly